This is a messenger RNA of Cylas formicarius (sweet potato weevil), 2387 nucleotides long. RefSeq names its product serine/threonine-protein kinase 33-like. Bases 94 to 1134 code for a protein of 346 amino acids. The transcript has 7 exons. NCBI's taxonomy places the organism in Eukaryota, Metazoa, Arthropoda, Insecta, Coleoptera, Brentidae. The record is from RefSeq and is a predicted model, not a curated record. Gene Ontology annotation, biological process: protein phosphorylation; intracellular signal transduction. Gene Ontology annotation, cellular component: cytoplasm. Gene Ontology annotation, molecular function: protein serine/threonine kinase activity; ATP binding.
CCGGUAUGCUCCGGCAAACCUUUUCCUGCAUUUAACGUUUGACGUUGUCCGUCCCGAAUUUUCAAAUAAUUAGCACUUCUAGUAAGAGUGAUUAUGCUACCAACAUUUGAACCCCAAUCGCACGAGGCCCUUUCUGUCCAAAUACAUUUGAAAGAUAGAGGUGUCAAGCAUAUAAAAAUAUCCGAGGCGCAAAAAGUGUACCAAGUAUAUGAAUUCAUUCAGCAAAUUGGACACGGAUCGUUUGGAGUCGUAGUUUUAGCGAUAGAAAAGAAUAACAACAAACACUGGGCGAUAAAGAUAGUCAAUAAAACCAUUGCGGGCGCGAGCAAAUUAACUGAAAUCGGCAGAGAAAUUAAAAUAUUAAAGUUGGUAAACCAUCCCAACAUAAUUUACUUGGACAAAGUUUACGAGUCACCGAAAAAAAUUUACAUGGUGCUCGAACUGUGCAAGAAAGGGCUCAACGACGUUUACCUCCAAAAGAGGCCAUUUUCCGAAAAAGUGAGCAAGAAUAUUUUUAUUCAACUCGUUAACGCCAUCUGGUACUUGCAUAAAAACGACAUUGUACAUAGAGAUGUAAAAAUGGACAACAUACUCAUAGCAAAUAACCCAGACGAAAGAAACGACGAAUAUUACAUAAAAUUGACUGACUUCGGAUUAAGCGUUGUAAAAACUGGAGUCGGCAUAGAAAGUUUUAUGACGGAUUAUUGCGGAACUGUUACUUACAUGCCCCCAGAAAUCAUCGAAAUGAAAACUUACAGCGAACUGUGCGACGUGUGGGCAAUUGGAGUAAUAUUGUACAUGAUGUUGUUUGGGAAACUCCCGUUUGGUGGAUUUAACGAGGACGAAAUAAAGAGAAAAAUAUGUACGGAGGAGCCACACUAUGACAAGACGGGUGUAAAUUCGGAGGCAAUAGAUCUUUUGCGAACUAUUUUGGAAAAGGAUCCGGUUCAAAGGGUGACAGCCGCCCAAAUAAAAGAACACCCAUGGGUCGAUAAAAGGGCCAAAAUUAUAGGAAAGGAUCAAAAUAUUGUCCAAUUGAUGAAACGUUUUCGCAGCGAACUAGAUCGUGGAUCCAAUGGGUCUGGGAAAAGCGUUAGAGGACUGUUAAUUUUUCCAGAGUAUUAUCAUAGAUGAUUUUGACCAAUUAUUAGAUCCCAACUUAAAUCGUUGCGAGUUGCAGACAAUAAGGUAAUAAAUCGAUUUGAAGUUAAGCAUACAAGACAAGUCAUAUCCGUGGGAACUCUGUUUCCGAGAAACGAGGUGUCAAAGUUCUCACAUUUUUUGUUUCUUACACUUCAAAAAGUUAAUAUUUAAGGGGCAUUUUUUAAUACCUGCCGAUUGAAACACUUUUGGGGUGGUACUUAAUUUAAUCGUCCCGAAUUUUUUUUUCGACUAGUCGCUGUUGUCUGUUAGUAUAGUUAGUGAUUUAGAUUUGGAAUUAUUUUGAGACCAACGCGAAAAAUUAUAACAAAAAAAAACAUUUUCAAAACUUUCAAAAAUUGUAGCGGGAAAUGAAAAAGAAAACACGCAAAAUCUUAAAACUAUUGUACCUCAGAAACGAAGCUCUCACGGAAAUACGUUUAUAUAUUUUAAUACGAUAAAGAUAAAAAUAAGAUAAGUCGUGCUGCAAAAAACGGUCUCACCCCGUAUACCACGAAAUCAGCAUUUUAUUGUUUUCAGCCGUAGACGAUAUUCGACCAAGAAUAAUCCGAAAAGGUAGAGAGCAAUUUUUGACUUAUUUUGCUUAAUAAAAUUUUUUAUAAAAUUCCUGUUUUAUUUUACCAAAGAUAAACAGUUUCCUAAAUAACUUCCGAUAUAUUAAGACUAUUAGAAAGUCAUUUCGAAUUCAUCUGUCAAACAAGCUGUCCAUAAUUUAGGUAGCGUGGGUGGAGAUGAUUCUGCCCUUUUGUCAAUCGAACACUCUAAUUUUCAAACUACUAUUAUUAAUAAUAGUAUUAUUGUCAAAGCUAAUAUUGUUCACACAUAAUUUUUUUAGUACAAAAAAAAUUUAGGCUCCACCCAUACAACCUCUAUCUACUUCUUAGCAUAAAUAUUAAAAAUUUAGUUUUUUUUCCAAACUCAUUUUUGUUGCUAUCUUGUAACAUCAAGAUUUCAUUUUUGCACUGGAAACAUCUCACUAAAUUGAAACAACUGAACUAACCAAAACUGAUGGAAUAUUAAAUUAUCAAUUCAAUAACAAUUUAAUUUCAAUGCAAAAAAUAACAUGACAUUCUUGAACGUGCAGAUUUAAUUUAAAAAAAAAUAAAAACUUGAAAACACCUUGGCUUGGACUCAGUUUUUUGUCUGGUUGAUGUACUUUAAAAUAUCCAAGCUAAAAUUUGAAUCCCUCUACAAGCAUGUGUCACGUGAUUCUAUCAGAUACAAAU